Messenger RNA from Xenia sp. Carnegie-2017, 2325 nucleotides. RefSeq names its product E3 ubiquitin-protein ligase ZNRF3-like. The record is from RefSeq and is a predicted model, not a curated record. Bases 587 to 1981 code for a protein of 464 amino acids. The transcript has 11 exons. Gene Ontology annotation, biological process: ubiquitin-dependent protein catabolic process. NCBI's taxonomy places the organism in Eukaryota, Metazoa, Cnidaria, Anthozoa, Malacalcyonacea, Xeniidae. Gene Ontology annotation, molecular function: ubiquitin protein ligase activity.
GCUAAAAAGUCGACAUCGGUUGUUGAUUUCCGUUAUGAUGUCGAGGUGAUAGCACAAUUUUCGCAUUUAUUUGAUCGAAAGAAAUCGUGCAUUAAUGUUGUAAUCUAGUAGGCAACUUUACGACACCUUGACUUGAACUGGAGUUCGUGUCGCAGAAUCCUAAUGCUUCGUGAUAGUAAUUGCCACAAUCUUAAUGCCUCUCGCCACAGCGUGUAAAAGAGAGCGCCGACGCAAAGUUUCUUGCAGCGGUUAAUAAUCAAACAAAUUAAUAAUUUUUUAAUUACGAACAUAUGACAGCUGGCGUGCAUAAUUGAUCGGUUGAUCAACCUAGGCAUUGCGAAGCCAAGAGAGGGAAACGGACUGCGCAGUCUUAAACGAACAAACGUGUGCAGAAGUGGAUCGUGUGAAUUAGACGAGCAGCAAUUGAAAUACUACACUUUAGGGCAAUUUUUUAAAGUUGAGUGUUCAGAAGAUUUUCCGGUCAUUUGAAACAGCAGAAAUCGACACAGUAACUUUGUUAUCAAAUCUCAUAGUCAAGUGUUGUUUAUAUUUGGAUUGUUGGUUUGACAACGAAUCUAUUACUGCAAUGGCAACGUCGUCGUUCGUACUUGUAGUUUUACUUUACUUCAAAUUUGUAUUGUCCCAUUCACUGGCCAUAAAAACUGCUUUUGUUGAGAUUGUGGUACGAGAUAGUCCUGAUGAGAAUUCUAGGUAUAGGGAUAAAUUUGAAGGAAUAUUUGCGAACAUUGGAAGCUAUACUGAAGCAAAGGGGGAUAUUUUGCAGAUCCAUCCAUUUGCUCUGUGUAAUAUAUCCAGAGGAAGUCAUUACUAUUCUGAUGAAUGGGUUGGUGUCAUAAAACUGACCACACCAGCACAUGAAUCUCAAUCAUGCAACAACACAGUAAAAAAGGCAAUUGGUGCUGUGAAAAAUGGUGCAAAUGCAGUCAUAUUUGAUGUCACAGACAGUCCACAAGCGGCAAAAGAGCUUGAUUCACAGUACAUGUUGGUUGAACGUCCAGUUUUAAUCCUAAGUGGUGAACACGCUAAAAAAUUGAUGAAUAUUGUCAAAAGACAAUACAACUUGAAAGCCAGGAUUUCAACAAAACCUUUGAUUCGAGAAACGCAAGAUAGUCGCGGGGAAUAUGUGGAUAUGGUUAUUUUUAUGACUUGUUUUAUUCUCGUCACUAUAACUUGCUUUAUUCUUUUAAUAAAGAUAAAAUGGAGGCAAAACAAAAAGGAGUCUUCUCUAUCAAAAAUGGCUUUUGACGCAGUGGACAAAAUGGAAUCUAGAAAAUAUAAAGAACAUGAGACAGAAACAACGAUGAGAAACGAGCAGAAUUUAGAGCAUGCAUUUAAUGAGCAAUCUACUUUAAAUAUUGGAGCUUUUUGUGUCAUUUGCUUAGAGGAAUUUAAAGAAGGAGAGGAUGUUCGAGUCGUUUCAUGUGGCCAUGAAUUUCAUCUCAAAUGUGUAGAUCCCUGGCUUUUGACCAAUUACACAUGUCCAUUGUGUAUGUUGAAUAUUGUUGAGCGCGAGGGGAAUGGUAUCAAAUCUGACACCUGCUGCACGCCAUCAAUCCCAACAGCAUUGCGAUGUUGCUUUAGACCCAGUCCUCUCUCUUCAUCUAGUAUGGUUUAUAGUGUAACGCUUGAUGAAUCAACAGAAGAGGGUGUAUCGCUGGCAACAAGCGAUAUUGUAGAGACUGGUGACUGCGAUUUACCAACCACUAUUGAUAAUAUAUGUAAAGAACAAUGCAAAGAGACCUGUGGGAAGAAUGAAGACUCUAAGACACAUACUAGAAAGGUUGCUCUUAUGAGCAACGAAGAUAUUUUCGAGAACAUGUCUGACAGACAGCUUGUAAAUCUCAAUUCACAAGAUCGUGAGUCAAAGAAAGAGAGCGCAAUCACAAAAAGCAUGCAGCUAUUAGAUACGGGAAAAAGAAAAAGUAUGCUCGAAUUAUAUGAUGACGGCGAUAAAGUUUAAAUGAAUGUUCUAUUUGGGACUGGCAAAUUAUCAUCGAAUGCUUCACAACCAACAUUGAAUGUGAAAUAAGUAAUAUACCAAACUUAUUGGUAUACAACUAUAUCAAUGUUACGGUUCAAUCUCCCACAUUCAUCCACGACACACAAGUACAUCAGGUCAAAACGACUUCACUAUCUAAAUCAUACAACACAAAAAUGUCGAACUAUUUAAAUGAAAAAAAAACCGCUAACUCCACGGUUGAAUUAGAAAUACUAGAUAUGUUAAUAAUCAUUAAGACAUUUUUCGUAUCGAAAUUGUAAAUAGUUGAAAUGAAAAAUAAAAUGGAAUACGGUUUGCGAGUUUUA